This is a messenger RNA of Tigriopus californicus, 3718 nucleotides long. Its product is annotated as calpain-D-like. Gene Ontology annotation, cellular component: cytoplasm. Lineage: Eukaryota; Metazoa; Arthropoda; Copepoda; Harpacticoida; Harpacticidae. Gene Ontology annotation, biological process: proteolysis. The coding region runs from base 196 to 3465 and encodes 1089 amino acids. Gene Ontology annotation, molecular function: calcium-dependent cysteine-type endopeptidase activity. The transcript has 9 exons. The record is from RefSeq and is a predicted model, not a curated record.
AGAGGGCGCGAUCAGCUAUUCCCGAAAAACGGAGGAGGAUCUGUGGGAACUUUGAGAGCCUUGAACGGCGUUGACCUCUGGUGCCUGCCUGCCUGCCCGCCCCCAUACCUCCACGCCCCCACGCCCUAUGAAUCCAAUCCCCACCCCUACCACCUGACCAGACCUAAAUGAGGGUGGUCAGGGGGUGGUGACACCAUGUCUGCGGCUUUGAACCGAGCCACGCCCCAGCCACCGCGUUCGGCCUCACUCACGCCCAUCGAAUUGCCCGAUUCGGUCACGCCCCUCGCCACCCCUCCACCCAAAGCCCGGUCGCCCAAACGCGGCAGUAACACCACGGUUCUCAACAAGGUGAAGGCCAAAUUAUCGCGCUCUUUGUCGCUGACCGGUUCUUUCAAAGAGAAUCACGCCCCUCAAUCCAGUUCCACCCAACCCACCACGCCCUUAGUGGCCUUACGCUCGCACUCCCACAGUCGAUCCGCCCACCACGACGGGGGCGGGGCCGCUCGAGGCCCGCCCCCUCGUCGUUGCCGCUCGGAAGUGACCAGUCCUAAUACCGCCCAACUUCUAGCUCGUUUUGUGGCUGCCCGCACCCAAAUCACGCCCCUGCAGGACAACGGAGGCGGCGCCCCAGCCGACGCUAAAGCUGCCCGACACUCGGAGAACGGGCCGGCCUCCCAAGGGCGCGCCCUGGUGGUUCCACCUGAGUGCGCUCGUCAGUCCUCCUCGGGCGGGCGUUCAGGCCCCGCGUCCUCGUCAGGGCCCGCCGGUCCCCCGGCCACCGAGGGCAUUCACUCGCCCUUGCCCAAGCAUGCGCUCGGCCAGAGCCGACCGAUUUUAAGUGUAGACAAGGACACGGGCAUCCUGGCCGUCAACCAAAUGUGGGCCUGUCCCUUUUGCGCCUUUGCUUACAACCCGGAUCCGGUUCAAGCCUGCCAGAAUUGCCACUCCUCACGGCGAGCCCGAGUCACCACGCCUACACCCUCGGCCCUGUCCUCGACCCUGUCCUCGACCCUGUCCUCGACCCUGUCCUCGACCCUGUCCUCGACCCUGUCCUCGACCCUGUCCUCGAAUCUGCGGGAUGAUUUUCAGUUCGUGCCCGACGAUCUCCGUUUAGCCUCCACGGCGGAUUCGUCGGCCGUGAAACCGUCCUGGAUUUGCGACUUUUGCACCCUGGAGAAUCCCGGCCCGGCCGUGCAAUGUCUGGCCUGCCGCGUCCAGGCCCCUCAGCCCGCCCAGGGCCCAGGUUGGACGUGCGAGCGGUGCACCUUGCGGAAUCUCGGUCAAUCCGAUCAGUGUAAAGCCUGUGAUAGCCUCAAUCCGAGCUCGCCCGCCGCGCUCAAAGCCGCUCGGCGCGCCCAAGACGUCCAACGAUGUCCGGCCUGCACCUUCGAGAAUAAGAAGCAUCAAACCAUAUGUGAUCUCUGUGGCACGGUUCUCCAGACCUCGUCCGAAACCUCGCCUUCGAUGCGUCAGACCCCGAAGACAUCGACGACCAAGAGCCACCACCAGCAUGAUAACAAUAAUCCGGGGCCGAUCUCCCAGAAACCGCCCAUCACCGAUUAUGAUACUCAACAGUAUGAAACUGCGGAUCGAUCGGACAGCAUCGUGUCCAUGGCCUCAAUCCGACAAGAGAGCGAGCUCAUGGACGAACUCCGUCAAAUCGAAGAGUCGGAGGCUAAGGAGCAAUUGAAUAUCAUCUUGGAUGUCUGUCAGACGACGAAUGACUCAUUUGUGGACGAUUCGUUUCCUCCAGCACCCAAAAGUCUCUUUCACGACACCAAAGAUCCCUCCAAUCAUCAAGUUUCCCGAUGGCUGCGUCCUCAACAGAUUGCUAGUGAUAAUCGUGUCCAAUGGACCCUGUUUCGGACGCCUUUUCCUUCGGACAUUUCCCAGGGCAUUUUGGGAAAUUGCUGGCUUCUGAGCGCCCUCGCUGUUUUGGCCGAACGCGAGGAUUUGGUCCGAAAAGUCAUGGUGUCCAAAGACUUUUGCAAGGCCGGGGCCUACCACAUCCGAUUAUGUAAAGAUGGCCGAUGGAAAACGGUGUUGGUGGACGAUUUGCUGCCGUGCGAUAAACGCGGUCGGCUGGUUUACUCUCAGGCCAAACGUAAUCAGCUCUGGGUGCCUUUGAUUGAGAAGGCAGUGGCCAAAAUUCACGGUUGCUAUGAGGCCUUGGUCUCUGGACGGGCCAUUGAAGGCCUAGCCACACUUACUGGAGCGCCUUGCGAGAGUUUGCCCCUGCAGGCGAGCUCGCUGCAAACUCCGGAGGAGGAACUAGACACGGAUCUCAUUUGGGCUCAACUUUUGUCCUCACGGAACGCAGGAUUCCUGAUGGGAGCCUCAUGUGGAGGAGGCAAUAUGCGAGUCAAUGACGAAGAUUACAAGCAAGUUGGGCUCCGCCCUCGUCACGCCUACUCCGUGUUAGAUGUCCGAGACCUGGCCGGCAUGAAACUCGUCCGCAUGAGAAACCCUUGGGGACACUUCUCUUGGAAUGGAGACUGGUCGGAUAAAUCCGAUCUCUGGACUGCUGAACUGAAGGAGCAACUCAUGGUUCAUGGGGAGGACGACGGCGUGUUCUGGAUGGCCUAUGAGGAUGUGUUACGAUAUUUUGAUUGUAUCGACAUUUGCAAAGUUCGAAAAGACUGGAACGAAAUCCGUGUCAACGGUUGUCUGCCGCCUUUCUCGUCCAAGAAACAUCAAAGUUGUUUCCUCCUCACCGUCCUCGAGCCCACAGAAGUCGAGUUCUCGCUUUUUCAAGAAGGUCAAAGAACAUCGUCUCGGAAUAGCCGUUCUCAGUUGGAUCUGUGUGUGGUGAUUUUCCGAUCUAGCACCACUGGGCCCCCUCAACUGGGCAAAUUGGUCAAAUCAAGCAAGCGACAAGUCCGCGGAUUCGUGGGCACUCAUGUGAUGCUCGAACCAGGAUGCUACCUCGUUGUCAACUUGGCUUUCAACCACUGGCACACGGGUUACAACGACUCAUCCGACUUUCCCAAGUACAUACUAGCCCUUCACAGCUCCAAGAAGCUACUGAUCGAACAACUGAACUCCUCGUUUCAUCUACUCGCAGACUCCAUCAUCAACCUCACCCUCGCCGAAGGACAAAGACACGAAGGUCGUCAAGGUAUGACCGCCUACUACCUCACCAAAGGCUGGGCUGGACUUGUGGUCGUGAUCGAGAAUCGUCACGAAAACCGUUGGGUUCAUGUCAAAUGCGAUUGCAAGGAAAGCUACAACGUAGUCUCUACUCGGGGCGUGCUCUACACGGUAGACUCGGUCCCGCCCCUUCAUAGACAAGUCAUCAAUGUCCUCACUCAAUUGGAAGGCUGUGGUGGCUUUUCCAUUGCCCAUCGACUGACUCAUCGAUUGUCAUCGAGUGCGGGCCUUUCGGAAUGGGGUCCACCCACUUCUCAGCACGAGCCACUCAUUGAUAGUGGAAUUAGUGGGCUGCACGAUCCUCGUCCGGUUUAGUAAAUGGAUUGAUGUGCAAUGUUCUUCUUGUCAAUACUCUAUCAAAAAAAUACUCUUGGCGCAUUAGGAUUCGGUGUUGAAGUGCCGAAGAUGAUGUGAAACCGACCAUUUGUGUUCAAUUUUUAGGUAUCAGAACUUUUUUAUGUCCUUAUUUGCUUCGUUGACAACGUAGCCCAUACAUUAUUGGCAUUCAAAUAGAAAUUACAAACAUUGCACUUGAAUGGUCAUUAAAUGUUUUAUUUCUAAAUUCAAA